Messenger RNA from Dracunculus medinensis (Guinea worm), 1263 nucleotides. NCBI's taxonomy places the organism in Eukaryota, Metazoa, Nematoda, Chromadorea, Rhabditida, Dracunculidae. The record is from the annotation of a GenBank genome assembly.
AUGAAUAGAGGAGGUACUAUUAUGAGUUCACAGAACAGGAUUGCUACUUCAGCUUCAUCCAACGAUGAAAUUCUACCAAAUCGGUCAGCGAAUUCUCCUGCCGAUCAAAAACCAACUUUAUGGCAGGUUAAUGGUCAAACUAUUGUUAAUCAGCUGUCACCAGCAACUGGCGAUCAAGCCGGUGCUUGCACUGACCCAACGCAGGGAAGUUCGUCGGCUAGCGAUCUUUCUGCAGAUGCUGAAGGAGUUUGGUCGCCUGAUAUCGACCAGGCUUUUCAAGAGGCUUUACAGAUAUAUCCACCUUGUGGGCGAAGAAAAAUUAUUUUAAGUGACGAAGGAAAGAUGUAUGGUCGAAAUGAAUUAAUUGCAAGGUAUAUAAAAAUUAGAUGUGGCAAAACGCGAACUCGAAAACAGGUUUCAUCACACAUACAAGUUCUCGCUCGAAAAAAAGCUCGUGAAUCACAGUCUAAAUUAAAGUCAGCCGAUUCAUCACCACCAUCAAUAUCAGUGGAAAAAGAAAAGGCCAUGCUAACGCAAUUAAGUCCGCAUCAAUUAUUAAUGAAUGGAUACGAACACGUAGCACCGCUAAAUGCGAUAUCGCCCACAAAAGUGCCUUUAGGGAUAAUUGAUGAUCGAGCAAUAGCUUCAUCGCUUCUAACUUUAUGUGGCUUUACUGCAUAUGUGGAACCGGAACCCAAUGACAUCAACUCGAGGGUUGAUUUGGUUAAAAUACCCAAAUAUGCUGAAGAACCGCUUGAGACUUUCAAGUUAGAGGACAUUGUUGACAAAUAUCCGUCUGUCCUCGUCGAAUUAUUUGCUCAAGGACCACGAGAUGGUUUUUUCUUAAUCAAAUGUUGGGCAAACGUUGAAUUUAAUUUACCCGAUGAUCGGUUGGCACUUUACGCUGUUGAUAGUUUCUAUGAAAGCCAUCGUCAGUUUGAUAUAUCAGUUUCAACAAAAGUUUGUUCCUUUGGAAAGCAGGUGAUCGAAAAAGUUGAAGUUUAUUCACCGGUGGAAAUUAAUGGAAAAUAUAAUUUCUGUCUCGAAGGUUCGCCAAUGUGUGAGUAUAUGGUCAAAUUUGUUGCGGAAUUGAAAAAAUUACAAGAACACUCCUUGAUGAAUAGCGUCCUUGACAAUUUUACUGUUUUACAGGUUGUUUCAAAUCGUGAUACAAAAGAAACUUUAAUGGUUAUUGGUUUUGUUUUCGAAGUAUCACCCGAACCGGAAUCUACUUGUCGCCUUUACCGAUUAGUCGGUAAUUAA